Humulus lupulus (European hop) is the source of this 2271-nucleotide messenger RNA. Its product is annotated as scarecrow-like protein 15. Gene Ontology annotation, cellular component: nucleus. Gene Ontology annotation, molecular function: sequence-specific DNA binding; DNA-binding transcription factor activity. The transcript has a single exon. Bases 214 to 1995 code for a protein of 593 amino acids. Gene Ontology annotation, biological process: regulation of DNA-templated transcription. NCBI's taxonomy places the organism in Eukaryota, Viridiplantae, Streptophyta, Magnoliopsida, Rosales, Cannabaceae. The record is from RefSeq and is a predicted model, not a curated record.
CCAUGCCAUGCACACACGCAAAGAUAAAAAAGCCAACAAUCAUAACCACCAAAAGCUUCUCUCUUUUAUUUCUUUCAUUCAUAUCAAUCUCUGAUAUAGUAGGGACUAUAUAACUAUAUAGUAUAUAGCUUUUUUUUUUAAAAGAAAAUUAUUUCAUAAGCUCCAUUUCGAGUAUUUCGAACUUGAUCGACUCUUUUUUUCUUUUUCUUAGAGAUGAUCGUCCCUGUUACCACUCCUCAGAACAACCUGAACCAAUCUCCCAGCACAAAAACAGACAACAACAACAACAGGAACAACAGCAACAACAAUAGUACUCAUAUUACUAACCUCUGCUACGAGCCCACGUCGGUUCUCGACCUGCGCCGCAGCCCCAGCCCGGUGGCUGGGAAACCCGCCAAGGUUUCGGCUGUUUCCGACGUCGUUUUGUCUCAUGCGACAAAUGAGUCGACGCUCGAGUGGGUGGACGACCAGGUUUUGCAUAACUUGGAUUGGGAUACUAUCAUGAGAGAGUUGGGUUUGCAUGAUGAUUCUGUCCCUGCUGCCUUGAAGACCAGUACCACCGCCGCCGCUGCCAUGGCUACCGCUACUACUACAACCGUUGUUCCUCAGUUGAAUAAUCCUUGUGUCGACCCUCAUCAGAUCACUUCUCAUUUCUUAGAGUUCCCUCAUCCUCAGCCGUUCGAUCCAACUCACUUGGUUCACUCGACUGACUUCAACUUUGAUCAUAGUAGUAAUAGUACUUUCGGUUCUCAUCAUCAUAACUUGAACCUUUUUGAGGUAUCUCCUGAUUUUCAUUUAGGGAUCAAUAAUAAUAGCAAUAAUAACAAUACCGCCAACAACCAAAACAAUAAUUGGAGUAUUGGGUUUGAUUUCAUUGAAGAUCUAAUCCGAGUUGCUGACUGUUUUGACUCCGACGACUUGCAACUCGCCCAGGUGAUACUAGACCGGCUCAACCAACGCCUCAGGUCUGGCCCUUCGGGUAAGCCAGUGGGUCGACCGUUCCAACGGGCUGCUCUCUACUUCAAAGAAGCCCUCCAGUCCAUUCUCUCCGGCUCUAACCGGACGGCCGAUCGGCUCUCUUCAUGGGCCGAAAUCGUUCAGACCAUCAGAGGCUACAAGGCCUUCUCAGGUAUCUCACCCAUCCCCAUGUUCUCCCACUUCACCACCAACCAAGCUCUACUCGAAGCACUCAGUGGGUCAACCUUCAUCCACGUUGUCGACUUCGACAUCGGUCUCGGUGGACAGUACGCCUCGCUCAUGAAGGAACUCGCCGAGAAAUCCGAGUCCCUUCGAGUUAACCCACCUAUUCUUCGAAUCACCGCUGUUGUUCCUGUGGAGUACGCCGUGGAGAGCCGGUUGAUCAGGGAGAACCUGACACAGUUUUCCCAAGAACUGAAAAUCAGGUUCCAAAUCGACUUCGUUCUCGUCCGUGUCUUUGAAGCGCUAUCGUUUAAGGCAAUCAACUUCAGGGAAGGGGAAAAGAUUGCCGUGCUUUUUUCCUCCGCAGUGCUCCGCCGCCACGGUGGCGGCUUUCUAGGAGAGGUGAGACGGGUGUCUCCGGCUGUGGUGGUGUUCGUGGACGGAGAAGGGUGGGGAGGCGAGCCGGGUACGGCUCCAACGACAUCGUUUCGGAGGAACUUCGUGGGCGGAUUGGAGUUUUACUCGAUGGUGAUGGAGUCGCUUGAUGCGGCCAUGGUGGGGGCGGAGUUGGUCCGGAAGAUCGAGGCGUUUGUGCUGAGGCCAAAAAUUAUAGGGAUGGUGGAGGCUGCGGCAGCGGCCGGGGUCGGUGGGGGGAGGAGAACGGCGUCGUUUCGGGAGAUGUUCCAUGGGGCCGGGAUGAGGCCGGUACAUCUCAGCCAGUUCGCGGACUUUCAAGCCGAGUGUCUCUUGGGGAAGGUUCAGGUGAGGGGUUUCCACGUGGCGAAACGACAGGCUGAGCUGGCGCUUUGCUGGCAUGAGCGGGCCCUUGUUGCCACGUCAGUGUGGAGGUGUUAGUGGAUAGUUUUAAUUAAUUUUAGGGUAUAAUUCUCCCCUUUAGAUCAUUAAUCAAAAAAAAAAAAAGAAUGGGAUGGGAGGUCUGGGGAUGUAUAAAUUAACUGUAACACAAGCAUCCAUGGCCAUAAUGUUUCCAGUGUUUUUUAGUUUAUGUUGUUGUCUAGUUGGAGAGGAGUUGGGUGUUCCAAUCCUUUUUGAUCUUUUAUAUUUUUGGAAGCUUUUACUUGUUUUUUCAAACAAAAUUAUCAAUAGGGAGACUACACAAUUAUUGGGCAA